This is a messenger RNA of Choloepus didactylus (southern two-toed sloth), 1685 nucleotides long. It is a transcript of the gene METTL1, whose product is annotated as methyltransferase like 1. The transcript is spliced from 6 exons. Lineage: Eukaryota; Metazoa; Chordata; Mammalia; Pilosa; Megalonychidae. The coding region runs from base 618 to 1319 and encodes 233 amino acids. Gene Ontology annotation, molecular function: tRNA (guanine(46)-N7)-methyltransferase activity. Gene Ontology annotation, cellular component: tRNA methyltransferase complex. The record is from RefSeq and is a predicted model, not a curated record. Gene Ontology annotation, biological process: tRNA methylation; RNA (guanine-N7)-methylation.
CAGGCUCAGAGCCUGUGGGAGAAAAGAGAAAAACAGACUGUAGCUGGGAUGGGCCCCACCGAGUAGAGCGGGAUCCGGGAUCCGGACUUCCCGCGCAACCCUCACCCGGAGCAGCCCACUCCGCACCGCGUCCCACACGCGCGCUGCCACUCCGAGGCGGGACCCGAAGUUCUGCGUGAUGCUCAGCACAUGACCACAGAAGCAGAAUAGGCUCUUCUCCGAGUAAGAGUCUGCAAAGAGACCGUCCUCCCGCGGAAACACGGAUUCGGGCUCGGAUUCUGGAUCUGGGUCGGGGUCUGCCAUUCGGACGACAAAGUGCCAGGGCGCCACGUCCCGCGCUCGGAUCCCGGAUCUGCAGUGGGGUGGGGCUUGGGGGACCGUGGGCCGUCUGGGCUUCCCCGCGGCACCGAGCCCCGCCUCCUGGAAUUUGCCCUCCUCCCUCCAGUUUGACUUCCUAGAGGUUGCAUGAGGAGCUGUCCCUCUCGUCCUGGUCCCCAGGACACACCUGUCGGGACCCAGGCCGGACCACGGGGGUCAGACCAGGCAGACUGCUCCGAGGCCCAGGGCAGAGGGCAGAGGAGCGAGGAUUAAUUCUACGCCCUGUGAAGCCAGAGGAGAUGGACUGGUCUGAGCUCUACCCAGAGUUCUUCGUUCCAUUGACUCAAAAUCAGAGCCAUGAUGACCCAAAGGAUGAGAAAGAGAAAAGAGCUCAGGCCCAAGUGGAGUUUGCAGACAUAGGCUGUGGCUAUGGUGGCCUGUUAGUGGAACUGUCACCACUGUUUCCAGACACACUGAUUCUGGGUCUGGAAAUCCGGGUGAAGGUCUCAGACUACGUACAAGACCGGAUUCGGGCCCUACGUGCAGCUCCCGGAGGUGGCUUCCAGAACAUCGCCUGUCUCCGUAGCAAUGCCAUGAAGCAUCUUCCUAACUUCUUCCACAAGGGCCAGCUGAUGAAGAUGUUCUUCCUCUUCCCUGACCCACAUUUCAAACGGACGAAGCACAAGUGGCGAAUCAUCAGUCCUACACUGCUGGCAGAAUAUGCCUACGUGCUAAGAGUUGGGGGGCUGGUAUACACCAUAACCGAUGUGCUGGAGCUACACGACUGGAUGUGUACCCAUUUUGAAGGGCACCCCCUGUUUGAGCGUGUGCCUCUGGAGGAGCUGAGUGAAGACCCUAUUGUGGGACAUCUGGGCACCUCAACAGAAGAGGGAAAGAAAGUUCUACGAAAUGGAGGAAAGAAUUUCCCAGCCGUCUUCCGAAGAAUACAGGAUCCCAUCCUCCAGGCAGUGACCACCGACCCCACCCCACUUGGUCACUGACUGCUCACCCUGCCUUAAUCAGACCCCUUCUUGCACAGGCUGGAAAGAAGCAGGCCCUCUGCCCCUUCCCAGCAAAGACUCUGGGGCUGAGAGACAGAGCUCUCAAAGAAGUUGGGGAACUGCCCAGGGCAGAACCCUAGUGUUCGCAGCUACCACUGACUCCUCUCACCUUCUUUCCCUUCCGUUGCCAGCAGAGGCAAAAGAAGCUGACUGGGGAAGUCAAAGGACUUUGGACCAGAGGGGAUCUUUGGAAGGGUGUGGGGUCUUGCGCUCCCUAAGCACUCCCUUCUCUUUCUGGAGUCUCUCCUCAGCUGGAGUGAGGAACAACUGCUCCACUGUCCAUCUAAACCACCUGCUGAGCUCAAA